Messenger RNA from Pleurotus ostreatus (oyster mushroom), 1263 nucleotides. RefSeq lists its product as uncharacterized. Bases 1 to 1263 code for a protein of 420 amino acids. The record is from RefSeq and is a predicted model, not a curated record. NCBI's taxonomy places the organism in Eukaryota, Fungi, Basidiomycota, Agaricomycetes, Agaricales, Pleurotaceae. The transcript has a single exon.
AUGUCCAGCUUCUACUGCCUACCUUCUGAGCUCCUACGGAUGAUAUGCAAACUCAGCGAAGCUUCCGAAGCUUCCACGCUGUCCUCUCUUUCUCAGACUUGCCGCAAGAUCCACGCCAUCACCAACCCGAUCCUCUUUAACACCGUAUCCUUUUCCCGCGAUGCCAUCACCCGCGACUUCCCUCCGCGCCUCCUGGAUGCCCUCCAGGGUCUCUCUGAAAGCCCCCGCCUCUGCACGCACAUCGUCAGCUUCAACCUCCUCGGGACCUUCCCAUUCAGCCACGUCACAACGCAAUACGUGGACGCCAUCCUCCGACACGCGCCCAACCUCAAAUCCCUCUCCUUCCAGCUCCAAGACCACGUACGGAGCCCCCUCCCUGCCGUCCUCUGCGCCAGCAACCCCCCGUUCUCGCUCGAACGGUUCACAUGGUCGGCCCCCAUCAGCGACGCGCGGUUUAUCACCGAGUUCCUGCCCACCCAGCGCGAUCUCUUGCACUUGGCGCUCCUCUGGCCUCUCAAUGCGCUCCCAGCUCUACCACCGGAAUCGCUCACGAAACUACGCGUCCUCGAAGUCGCGUCGUCCUCCCUCGCGUCGUUCUCCGCGCAGAGCAAAACUGUGCGGUAUUUCAAGCUGGUUCAUGCUUCUGGGGUUGUGGCUCUCCGUGAGCCGCUACCGUCCGUCCGUGUCCUGAGCAUCGGCAGGCUGCGGAAGCGCGGCACCCUUGAUAUCCUCCCCCAAUUGCCCAACGUGGCGUAUCUACAAACCAUGGCAAGUGAUGCAUGCAUGCAUAUCUGCCCCGCAAUAUCCUCGCUCAUCUCAUCUCCCCGCAUCCAGUCCCAGUUAGCGGACGAGAGCCUGCUCUGCCUCGUGCACACGCGCAUUCCGCUGCGCUGUAUCCGGUGCACCGACCUCCCCGAGCCGGAGUACGUCCCCUGCAUGGGGGGCAUCAUCGCCCGCCUCUUCGCGUGCAUCCCGACGCUCGAGUGGGUCGAGCAGCGCUUCGCCCCGGCCUACAACGAACACACGUGUCUGCGGUGGUACCGCGAUCGCGCGAGCCCGGCCCUGGUUCAGUGGGACGACUGGCAGCAUGCGUGGCUGGACGACUGGCACGAGGGCGGUGCGGUGCUGCUUGAUGCGGUGCCGAUGAGUGUUGGGCAGCUGUAUGGGCCCCUCACCCCGCCGCCCCUCCAGGAGAUCUACAAGUUGCUUCGCGAGCAUGCGCGCAAGCCUCGGAUUUUCAGAAGACGGUAUGACGUCCGGUAG